AUGGAUCAUACUCAUACUCAGAUUCAUAUAGUGGAAGUAACCCGGGACGCAGUGCACCUCCGCCCGCAAAAGCCAUUGCCUGUUAUCCCCCGCGAGGAUUCAAACCAGACAAUUGGUCCACCUCCGCCUUCACCCCCAGCAAGCGUAGACGGGUCACCCGAUGCUCUUUCCUCAGGUCCAAUUCGCCUGUCCAAAUCAGAUCCGCUCCCGAAAGGCAUAACGCCCGAGGAGAAUGACAUCGACGUAGAGCUAGAUGCAGCAACCAUAAACAGUCAACGCACUCGCAUAUUUCACGACAGCCUCCACCGAGCAUCUACAGAGACAAAAUUCUCUGCAGCUAGGGUCGCUAGAAUAUCUCAGACAAGCAGUAACGUACCCGCUGCCAGCUCCUCAAAGACACAAUAUCCAGAUGGUCUCCUCCACCCACCAGCACCCCGUCCCAUACGUCGCAACACGACAGGCUCUGCUCGCCGUCUUCAUCUUCCUCAACCCACUUAUAUAGCAACUGGCGAACUUGAGGAUGACAUCCAGAUACAGGCAGACCAAAUUCGCCGCGAAAGAAAGCGAAAACAGGCUGAAGAAGUCGCCGCAGCAGUGGCUCAGCAAGAAGACGAACGUCCUUUGGUAGGCAACUUGAUAGGAGAGGACCACGCCAACUACGUCCUCAUGUAUAACAUGCUCACCGGAAUCAGGAUAGCUGUCUCACGAUACCAGGCAAAGAUCAAACGACCCCUGACUGACCAAGAUUUCACCGCGAGGCAUAAAUAUUCUUUCGACAUCGUUGGGAACGAACUCACUCCCUCUGCAAAAUACGACUUCAAAUUCAAGGAUUAUGCCCCAUGGGUCUUCCGUGAGCUGCGCGAAGACCACUUCGCUCUAGACCCCGCAGACUACCUUCUUUCACUCACCUCCAAAUACAUCCUCUCUGAACUCACUUCCCCAGGGAAAAGUGGCUCCUUCUUCUAUUUUUCCCGCGAUUACCGCUUCAUUAUCAAAACCAUCCGACACGCAGAGCACAAGUUCCUCCUCCGCGUCCUCCGCCGAUACUGGGAACAUGUAAAAGCAAACCCGCAUACUUUGCUCAGUCGCUUUUAUGGUCUACAUCGGGUCAAGCUCCCGAGAGGCCGAAAGAUUCAUUUCGUGAUCAUGAAUAACUUGUUCCCGCCUCAUAAAGAUAUUCACGAGUCUUAUGAUCUCAAGGGGAGCACUGUCGGUCGUCUUCUCCACCCUGCGAAGCUGGAGCAGAAUCCUCGUGCGGUACAGAAGGAUUUGAACUGGAUCGAUAGUAACAGGGUGUUGGAGCUUGGCCCGGAGAAGAGGGCUUUAUUGAUGGAGCAGUUGAGGAGGGAUAGCGAGAUGUUGAGAGAUCUUGGUGUCAUGGAUUAUAGUCUCCUCGUCGGGCUUCAUUGGGGGACUAGGGGAAACAAGGAGAAUGUCAGAGGGACUAUGUUGAGGGUGUUCGAGCCCUCAGUCCCGCCCAUCCGGCGCAAAACUACGCAAACAAAAAACGGACGGUCGCCCGAAGCGAUAGCCAUGCGCCGAAUCAUGCGCGCGUCUGAUCCGCACCAUCUAGGAACUACGCUGGAUCUCCCGACUUCACCUUCCCCAUCAACGCAUACCAUCCCGCCUGUUACGCCCAACACCCCCCGCACGCGUCGUUCCAGUACAAGCAACGCCAACGCCACCACACCACAACCACAACCAACCCACCCAACGCAAGAUCGCGACCACUUUUUGUUCUAUCAAGACGAGGGAGGGUUACAAGCGACGGACGAAGGGAACGACGAGAUGGAUGUUAUUUAUUAUUUGGGGAUUAUUGAUAUUUUGACGCCGUAUGGGGGGAUGAAGAAGUGUGAGCAUUUUUGGAAGGGGUUGAAGGCUGAUCGGCAUAAAAUCAGCCCAGUCCCGCCUGCUGAAUAUGCAGACCGCUUCUUUGGGUUCAUGAAAGCUAUCGUGCGGGGAGGAGGCGGUGGGGCUCGGUUCAAGGCUGAUUGA
Messenger RNA from Suillus paluster, 1995 nucleotides. RefSeq lists its product as uncharacterized. Lineage: Eukaryota; Fungi; Basidiomycota; Agaricomycetes; Boletales; Suillaceae. The transcript is spliced from 5 exons. Gene Ontology annotation, molecular function: phosphatidylinositol kinase activity. Gene Ontology annotation, biological process: phosphatidylinositol metabolic process. The coding region runs from base 1 to 1995 and encodes 664 amino acids. The record is from RefSeq and is a predicted model, not a curated record.